AUGAGAUCCUGCGCUAUCAGAUCCGCCAAGUCGGCAUUGACUGGCAUUCAGGCUAGAACAUAUUCACAGGCUGCUGCUGCCGCUGGGGCCACUACAGCUCCUCCCCGACAUCUUCUCUCCAUUGGCGACUUGAAGCCCCGUGAGUUUGCUGGUCUUGUCCGCAAUGCUGCCUCACACAAGGCUGCCAUCAAGGCUGGUACAAUUCCCGCCGACUUUUCUACUGGCCUUGCCGGCAAGACGGUGGCUAUGAUGUUUAACAAGAGAAGCACCCGCACUCGCGUGUCAACUGAGGCUGCCGUUGCCAUGCUCGGAGGCCACCCCAUGUUCCUAGGCAAAGAUGACAUUCAACUUGGUGUCAACGAGUCCCUCUACGAUAGCUCUGUUGUCAUUUCCUCCAUGACGUCGUGCAUGGUUGCCCGCGUCGGCCCACACUCGGACAUCACACAACUCGCAGAGCACUCCAGCGUGCCCGUCAUUAAUGCGCUUUCGGAUGACUUCCAUCCUAUGCAGGCUAUUGCCGACUUUUUAACUAUUCACCAGUCGCUCGCAUACGCCGAAUCGUCAUACACCAGCUCCGCCAGCGGACUUGGUCUCCGUGGCCUCAAGGUGGCCUGGGUCGGUGACUCAAACAAUGUCCUCUUUGACCUCGCCACUGCCUGCAUGAUGAUGGGUGUCGACAUCACAGUUGCAUCUCCCCAGGGCUAUGGCAUUCCCGACUACAUGAGACAGCGAAUUGUCAAGGCUGGCGACGGAGUCGAGGGACGAGGCCAUCUGUUUGAGACAACAGUUCCUGAAGAGGCUGUCAAGGGCGCUGACAUUAUCGUUACUGACACUUGGAUUUCCAUGGGACAGGAGAGCGAAAAGAAGAAGCGACUGGAUGCUUUUGCAGGAUACCAGGUCACCAACGAGCUGGCUAAACGUGGCGGCGCCAAGGAGGACUGGAAAUUUAUGCACUGUCUCCCCCGCCACCAAGAAGAGGUGUCUGAUGAGGUCUUUUACGGGCCUAGGUCUCUAGUCUUCCCUGAGGCUGAAAACAGACUUUGGGCAGCCCUUGCCGUCCUGGAGGGCUUCGUGGUAAACAAGGGAGAAUUUGACGUUUCCAAGUGGUAA
Molecule: messenger RNA, 1110 nt
Organism: [Torrubiella] hemipterigena
Lineage: Eukaryota; Fungi; Ascomycota; Sordariomycetes; Hypocreales; Clavicipitaceae
Source: the annotation of a GenBank genome assembly